AUGUCGAGAGAGAAAUUCAAUGAAGAGCACGAUGUGCAAAUUGAGUUGGCGAGUACGCCGGGGGCUGAUAUGGGCAGACCAUUGAAUGAGCAGGUAGAAGGAAGUGAGCAUCACGGCAUUACAGCCAAAAUCAUAGCCGUCUACCUUAGUGUGGUUAUCAUUGCAUUUUCCGGGCUGGUUAAUAUUAUCGGUGCAGGCGCGUAUUCUAGGGACGUUGCUGCCAGCUUGGGCGGCUCUUCCAUAUCGAUCUGGUUGUCACAAGUGUCGGCAAUCACGAUCACUAUACUUGGUCCUAUUAUCGCCCAAGCCGCCGACUACUGGGGUCGAAAAUGGUUCGUCGUCCUCACCACUCUACUAGGGUUCGUGGGGUGCAUCGUUGUUUCACGAGCCAAUUCGAUGGGCGUGGCCAUCGUAGGCCAGAUCAUCGCCGCCCUUGGUUACAGCUCGCAAGCAUUGCUGAAUGCCAUUGUUUCAGAAAUCCUACCUCGUCGGCUGAGACCAGCGGCCCAAGGCGGCUUAGGACUGACAUCAGGACUCGGCGCCGCAUUUUCUCUUAUAUUCGGAUUCCAUAUGGUUGUGGUCUCUACUGAUGGCUGGCGCAUUUACUGGUACGUAACAGCUGGGCUUAUGUUUAUCGCCGUCAUCUUGUUCGUGAUCGCAUACAACCCUUCGCCUAGGCCAUUGCAGGCAGCUUUAACCACUGCUGAAAAAAUCCAGCGGCUGGACUGGACAGCGUAUGCACUCUUGGCGGCUGGUCUCGUUCCCCUCAAUAUGGCACUGACCUGGUCCGACAACCCGUAUCCCUGGAGCGACGCUCAUGUUUCUGCGACUUUCGCAGUAGGAAUGGUUGCCUUCAUUGCUUUCGGUAUCCAUCAAACGCUUAUCAAAAAGGACGGUCUCUGCCAUCACGACCUCUUUAGGAAAGACCGUAAUUGUGCCAUAUCAUUCUUGUGUAUCUUUAUGGAGGGACUGAGCUUCUUCUCUGUCAACAACUUUUUCCCUGCUGAGAUGAGCGUCUUGUACGAACCUGACACUUUCAGAGUCGGUCUUCGUGCUAGCAUUACCUUCUUCGCAGCCGUCGUGUCUGCUUUUGCCGUCUCGGUAUAUUCGACUAUAACGAAAGACAUCAAAAACCCCAUUAUCGUUGCCUACACCUUGAUUGUGCUUUACACGAUUCUGAUGGCCACGGCGACCCUGGAUAGCGCCACUGCUGUCUGGGCCUACCCAUUGUUCCUUGGCCUUGGGUUCGGUGCUGCCAUUUCCAAUGUCACCACAGCCGCGCAACUGAGCGCGCCUCCGUCUCUCAUUGCGGUUACGAGCGGUUUGAUAGCUGGCACACGAUCAUUGGGUGGCUCCAUUGCACUCCCUGUGCUUAAUAGUAUCUUCCAAUCCACAUUGUCCAAACACAUGGGAGCAAAUAUUGCCGCCGCAGUACUCCCACUGGGCCUAUCAUCGGAAAACCUAUCGCAAUUUAUUACAGCACUAAGUUCCGACGAUCAGGCAGCUCUUGCGAGUAUUCCCGGUGUCACGCCAGCUACCAUCAGUGCAGGACUUGAAGCACUCAAAGCCACGUACCUGGUAGCGUAUCGAUAUGUAUGGAUCACGGCCGGUGCGUUCUCCGCAGUGGCUGUUGUUGCUGCCUGCUUCUUGAUCAAUCCGAAAGAAGAUUUGAACACGAGUAUCGAUGCUCCGUUACAAGAUGAAAACCAGGAACAAUUGCGAAAUUCGCCGCGCUCGAAGACUCUAGUGGAUGACAUUCACAACCGGCAUCGUUCACGUCGUCGGCCUGCACAUGCAGCGGCCGAGGAAUUUCUAUCGUCGGAGAAAGCGACCGAAGGAAGCUGUGUCCCAGAGCCCCCGACCACAAAUUCGGCAGAUAUCAGCAUUCCGAGAGCGAACUCUGCAGAUCAGUCACCUUCCACACUUACAGAGCGACUUCAAAAUGUUCAUAAAGGGCUCGUCCUGUCGCUCUCUUCUGUGGUCACAAGCCUCUCGCUGGAAACCGUUGUAGCACGAUGCGUUGAUAUGUAUAUGCAAAACACGUUCUGUCUUCAUCCAAUAGUGCAUGAAGGCAGCCUACGUGCCGUCAUGAACCUUGAUACGCUAGUCGUCCAGGAGGUCGCGGCUCAACCUAGAACCAGAUCCCGGGAUGGUAGUCUACACUUAUUGCAAUCAUAUGCGUUAGUGACAGCACUAUGUGCGGCAACAGCUUAUCUACUAUCACCACAAACAGAUGUGGACGGAAGGCUUGUAGGGCCUGUGUUUCUUCGAGUGUCCCGUGAAACACUCAGUAUCUACCAUGACCUAGAUCUUCAACAGCCGGAAUCUAGCUCUCUUGCGAUCCGCAUGUUUCAGGCCGCGGCGCUACAUACUGAUGGAAAGCACGAGCUCGCCUGGCAUCUUUUCGGGGAAGCACUGAGGCUAGCGGAUCAGAUGCGGCUGUAUGAUGAGCAGUCUUUCGGUUUACUGGAUCCGCUUGAAGGGCGUCUACGCCGCACGGCAUAUUGGGAUCUGACUGCUUAUGCUCAGUACCAUCACAUCCUUGAGGAAUAUUCGCUUGUAACUCAUACCUGGAACCGAGAACGUACUACAGCCAUGAGACUGGACUACGGGCCAACCGAUAUGUUUGAAGAACAGCUUUUUGCCGGUUUCUUCGCGUUCCAUCGUCUAUGGGAGGCGGCAUCUGGUCUUCUGCUGGAUUUGGAGAGCUAUGCUCGAGUACGCCGCCUAACCGCAGAUGCAAUCACACUCCUUGAAAUACAGCAGAAUGGUCUUACAGAGUCCUAUGUACGGUUCCUGACAGUACUUGACCAUCUGCCCGCAUGUAUACACUAUCCGGAUGCAGGAGUCAACACGGAGAAUGCAAACAUCACACUAUCCCAGCGUCGCCAAUUUUGGAUUCAGCGAACCAAUCUCUUUGUCACCUAUCACUGCCUGCGGAUGGUACUGGUGACCCGAAUCUCCCAUUUAGGCUUGGGUGUUUUGAUCGGCAUCCAGGAUGCUGAGCCAAUGCUGGCGCUUCGCAAGACCGAAGUCGCCCAUGACAUGAUUUGCUUGAUCACCAGCGUGCCACUUGAAAUUUUGCGUGUGAUGGGCGAGACCUGCAUUUCAAAGAUACGACAUGUCGGCGCAUCGCUGCUUGAGAUUAUGAAUCAAGUCCCAGCGACGCCGGCCACUGUCCGGGCCAAAUCCUUGCUCCCGGUACUGCUCGAUGUUCUGACCAGGCUAGAUUCGCGUCGAAAUGUUAGUCACCUUGUAAAUCUCAACCACUCUCCGAUUGUAUGA
Molecule: messenger RNA, 3285 nt
Organism: Talaromyces amestolkiae
Lineage: Eukaryota; Fungi; Ascomycota; Eurotiomycetes; Eurotiales; Trichocomaceae
Exons: 5
Coding region: 1-3285 (1094 amino acids)
Biological process (GO): transmembrane transport
Cellular component (GO): membrane
Molecular function (GO): transmembrane transporter activity
Source: RefSeq, a predicted model, not a curated record